ACGACAUCAGUCAGUUGUGCUGGAGACAUCGUGAGGGGAGGAGGUGCAACUUCUAAGCGCUUUGUUUUUACUAAAUUUCCUUUUUUAACUCAUGGUGACGCAUAGUACAUCACCACAAAGAGCGAGUGUGUACUAGGACGCACUAACUGAAAGCUAUGUCACCCCCUGCCUGAGAAUAUUGGGGGUCGGCAGGAAGGGUCGCGAUAUUUGGGUAUUGAUCGAGGCCGCGGUGAGGGAGGCGGCCAUGGUGAAGUUUUAAGUGAUCCUCGGAGCCGUGCACCCUUGCAGGCGUCAUGGAGGUGGUCGGGGAGUACGAAUACAGCACCAAGGAUCUCAUAGGGCACGGCGCCUUCGCUGUCGUGUUCAAGGGACGCCACAGACAGAAACCUGGCCUGACUGUGGCGAUCAAGAGCAUAACCAAGAAGAACAUUGCCAAGUCACAGAACCUGCUGAGUAAGGAGAUCAAGAUCCUCAAGGAGCUGACGGAGCUGCAUCACGAAAAUGUAGUGGCGUUGCUGGAUUGCAAGGAGACGGCCAAUCACGUGUACCUGGUGAUGGAGUACUGCAAUGGCGGGGAUCUUGCCGACUACCUCCAGGCUAAGGGAACCCUCAGUGAGGACACCAUCAGGUUCUUCCUUCGACAAAUGGCUGAGUCCAUGAGAGCACUUUAUGGGAAGGGCAUAGUGCACCGAGACCUCAAGCCUCAAAACAUCCUCCUUGCCCACGCCGGGAAGCCCAAUCCUCCUCCACACCUCAUCACUCUCAAGAUCGCGGACUUUGGGUUCGCUAGAUUCCUUCAAGAUGGAGUGAUGGCAGCUACGUUAUGCGGCUCUCCGAUGUAUAUGGCGCCUGAAGUGAUCAUGUCUAUUCAGUACGACGCCAAGGCUGACUUGUGGUCGUUAGGCACCAUAGUAUUUCAGUGUCUCGUUGGCAAGGCGCCCUUCCACGCCCAAACGCCACAGGCACUCAAGCAGUUUUACGAGAAGAAUGCCAACCUCGCUCCCAGGAUACCCUCUGGAACAUCCUCUGAGCUAGUGGAUCUUCUCAAUGGACUGCUGAAGAGAAAUGCCAAGGAUAGAAUGGACUUUGAGACUUUUUUCAACCAUCCAUUCAUCCGCAUGGGUGAUCCUGCACGCCAGAAACCUGUUGCCCCCACUCCACCAGUAGUUCAAGCCUCCUCCCCACCUGCCACUGCUCCCAAAACUGUGGGACGGGGUGGAGCCUUUGCCCACCCAGCUGAGCCUUCCCCUAGUCCUCCCACUGCUAACCUUCCUCCUUCACCUGAGGACCUGAGAAUGAGUGUGGAGCAGCGCAGUGGUGGUGGUCCAGACCUUCCUGCAGCCACUGUCCCCCGGCCCACCCCUGUGCCCAGGGCUUCCAGUGCCCAGCAACAAGAGGAGGCUGAAGAUUUUGUUAUGGUGCCAGCACAGCUUCCUAAUGAACCAGAAGCCUCCAGGAUUCCUCAAGGAUGGAGUGGUCGUGUCAUGACAAAGCCAAGCGGAGGAAUGAUGUACCAGAAGAAUCCUCCUCAGUAUAGCCCCCUCACACCUCAGUUGGCCUCCUCCCCUCGCCCAUCACACUUACCUGUUCAAGGUGGCAGCAGUGGCAGUACACACUCCAGUAGUAGCAGUGAGUCAUGUCGGUCUGCAGAGCCAGUACCAGUGCCUUCCCAGCGCGCCACCUUCCACCAGAUGACUUCUUCGGGAUCUUCUGACCAAAUCCAUCAGCCAGAGUCCCCGAGACAUCCACAGGGAGCCUCACCCAGUCGACCUUCCCCUCCACCACGCUCCCAACCCAUCAACAUGAGACGGGUGUCUGACAACAAAGCUCCAGAUCUCUCAUCCAUAUCCCCUCCUGCAGUCCAGUUCACCAUUGGAGAGCCACCAGUGGGAGGCCGACGACGGUCCACUUCUGGGAGCUCCUACUCCACCACUCCUCCCACUACAGUAACUGGCAACACCCCAUGCGGCCGUCUCACCCCCACCAACUCCCCCCUCCGUCAGUCUGGUCGCCGCACUCCCCCAUUCAUGCCUCCCCAGCUAUUCUCUGCCCCUCCCAUGCUCCCCCCUAUCCUGGGCUCUCCUACUAAGCUAGGGUUGGGAGGUCAGGACAACCCUGCUGGAGACAUCUGUGGUAAUACCACCAACCUGCCUCUGGCCCACCGUGCCAUCACCCUCCCUGAGAUGACCUCCGUCUCCCGUGACCUCACUAUGGGAGGUGCACAGGACAUGAGUGUGGAAAGCAGCACCUUGCACCGAUCCCGAACAGAGUCACAUCUGCUGGAAUGGCAGCAUGCACAACAUGCAACCAGUCCCCCUCAUGGUGGCAGACAACUGAUGCAGUUUGGCCAGUCUGCACCACAUUCCUUCCUCUUUCAGGGUGGCUGCCACACAGAAGGCCAUGACACAGUUGCCUUCUAUGCACCCCCCCUCCAUCAGGAAACUUUAAUGGAGAGAGAACACAACGAAACCUUGGCCAAGCUGAACUUUGUGCUAGCACUGGUGGACUGCAUCUUGGAACUGGCCCGUUCUCGCUCAGCUCCAAUCACAGCCCUAACUCAUAACACUACCAUGAGGGAAUCAGUGUCUGCAGGUUCUCCCAAGGAGUCUGAGAGUUCUCCAAUGGCAACUCCUCCACCUGAAUGGCAGAGAAGAGCAGAGCAAUUAGUGUUGUAUAUGAGGGCUCUUCAACUGCUCAAUUCAGCCCUCACCCUUGCCAAGCAUGAGAAAUCAACGAGUAGACUUCAACCUUCCAAUGCAGUAAAGAAUGUGGUUGGUGUGCUGAAUGAGCGGUUCCGGCAGGCAUUGAGUGUAUGUAAGGAGCUUAGUAGUUCUGGAACAGUUGCAGCAGUUGAAUCAAGAACUUCCACUAUCACAGCUGACAAAUUGAUAUAUAACUACGCAAUUGAAAUGUGCCAGAGUGCAGCUCUUGAUGAGCUGUUUGGUAAGCCUGAGGAGUGCUUUAGAAGAUACCAAACAGCCCAAAUCCUCCUUCAUGCCCUGGCCCAGCAGGUGGCCCACGACUCUGAUAGAUCCUUGUUGACACGUUACAAGCAGGCCGUAGAGAGGCGACUUUUCCUCCUCCAUGAGCAGGGAAUUGUUCAUGCAUACAACACCAACGAGGCGUAAGACAUGGUGCUACAACACACUGAUGACCACACAUUCAUCUCAGUGAUCCAGACUGUGAUGAGAGCCGAGAUAAACUGAAGACUCUGUGAGGACACUGUAAGCCUGUGUUCAUCAGUGUGUCAGCAACUCCUUAACAUUAUUUAUGUUGGUGUGAUAAUAUCUCAUAAGGUUAAAGCCCUGAGUGGUGACUACAGGGUAUUCAGUUGAAAAAAUGAAAUGAGCAAAAUUCAUCAAGCUUGAGUUUUAUUUAAACAUGCUUCGGACAUAGAAGUGUUUUCAUGAUAGUCUUCUUAGGUUUGACAAAAACAAAUUAAAAUAUUGAUGUAAUAUGUUGUGUGAAAUCCAGGAUAAGGAAAGGGUGAGUGAAAGUUGAACAUAUUAGCAUUAAGGGAGAGAAAAGGCAUGGAGUUCAUUAUAAUUUAAAAAAAAAGGAGGGACUUGCUAAACUACAAAAUCGAAGCUAUUGAAGUAGCUCUCUAUGAUUUGCAAUUGUGAAAUUAAAUGGACAAUAAAGGGAUAGGAGAUAUAAUACUUGUGAGGCCAGUCAGUGUAUUUGUAUAUUUAAAGACAAUGCUUCCCAGUGUAACUUGAUCUUAAGGCAGUCUUAUAUAAUGGUCAUUUACUUGAUGCCCCUUUGACUUGCUGGUAAGAAAGUUAUUUGUGAACAUUAUCAUACACAUAUAUCACACAUGGUACUGAGCUGUGUAAAUUAGCAAUGUUGUAUGUGCUUUAUAUUAUAUACAUCCUUGUACUUGAGUACCAUUCAAGCAAAGUUCUGGUCAUAAUAUCCAUUACCUGUAUGUAUGAGUGUGUGUACAUGCACAUGUGGUCAAAACAGGUAAUCUCUCUGAACAAGUACUCCAGACAUGCAUGAUGGAUACAAGUCAAGCUACAUACAGGACAAAAUCAUUCCCAAAGUCUGAGUGUUUGAGAGAGAGAGAGAGAGAGAGAGAGAGAGAGAGAGAGAGAGAGAGAGAGAGAGAGAGAGAGAGAGAGAGAGAGAGAGAGAGCUAUAAUUUAUGUUCUAGCUGGUGCAUAUUUCAGGUGUGUGACUGAAUGAAUGCUUCAUAUAAGAGGAUGAUUAUUUGCCUUAUUUUAUCUGAUAAAUGUAAAUUUUGACAAUGCUAGCCACCAAAUGGGGGCAAUGCCAAUGCCUUAGUUUUCCUCAAGAGAUCUAAUAGGAGAUAUGCGUAUUGUAUAGUAAUGAAGCAGUGGUGUUGUAUUUCCAUUAUGGAUGCAAACUAGAUAACAAAUUAUAGUUACUGUAGGAGAGCUCCCUAGGUGUCCCUGUGCAGAAGUCUCAGCCCAGCUGUUAUGGUGUUUUAUUUGUUGCAAAACUAGAAAAAGCUGCUGUUUCUUUUUCAUUUAUUUUUCUAACUGCACCAGGGAAAUAUUCCUAACAGGAAAUAAUAAAAAAAAAGACUAAAGCAGGGAUGGGAGUGAACAGGGCUGUCUCUGGGUUGUUUCUCUCACUCACGAUGCUGUGCUCACUUUCCUCAAUCCCUUUUUUAUAUGUUGCUACUUUUGAUAUUCUGUUUAAUGAAAUGGAUAUUUUUACAAUAGUUUAUGCUAACUCUCUUUGGUGAUAUCUGAGUAUUUACAGUGUAUAGGUCAGGAUUCAUGCAGUUGUAGUGGCGGUGCUGCCAGUGUAGCUUUAGUUCAUAAGGGAUUUAGGAUGGUCAUAGAGUAAAUCAUUUCACCACUGGCUUCCUGCAGGCAUCACCCUGAGAGUCUGUAUGACACUGAAGUGAAGGGCUUUAGGUUGAGUAUCUGUGUAUUCACUACCUUAUGUUACACCUGAUUUCUGUAUGGGUUCUUUUAUGAAACAUUGCAUAAGUUUUAGCUGAUGUAUACAGUGAUCUACAAGCAUGGAUUAUUUCCCUCUUCUUUCAGAUCUACAUACAAUUACUCAGGAAAAAUGUAGCUUAAGAUUCAAUUGCCACAAAGUUUUAGUUAAGCAAUUGUGUAUAUAUGAGUGUGUCUGUGUGUGUUAGUGAUUUUACUCUAUACAUACUUGAGUUUUGUAUGUUUCAUAAGCUUUCAAUCUCACCUUUGCAUUUUAUUCACAGUUGAAGCAUUUGCAACUGAAACAUGUACUUAGACUUUACAUUCAUGAGAGUGGAGUUUUACAUUUCAUUUUAGAAAAAGACUGAUAAUAAAGGGAUGUGACACUAAUUAUUAUAAACACAUUGUUACAUGCUGAGGACCUGGGUGAGUGCAACCACUAUCAUUGUUUUAUGUGAAGCUACAUAAUGCUGAGGACAUAAGUAAAUGUGAUUACUACAUGAUAUGAUGCUGUAGUUAGGCACAAAGCCAGAGAGACCCCUGUGUAGUGUGAUAUAUCCUGCAUUCUAGAUGAUGAUGACCACCAUAAGUUCAUUAAGAAAAAUAAAUAGCAUGCUGUAAUUCUCCAGCUGUGAGACUUGAAUAUUUCUGGUUGGUAUGUAUAAACAGUGAACCUAAGUUUAAUAAAUAAGAUCACAUUGUUGUGGCCAAACAUGAUAAGAUCACCAUUUUUUUGGUGUAUCCUGUUAACUGUGGCUCAGGAAACAAAUGUUCAACACAUAAUUCACAUUAUCUUUUGCAUGUUGUGACAAAUUCCCAUUGUAUCCUCUUUUUUUAAGUUAAAGGAGUAUUGUAAGUCACAAUAUGCAAAAGGUUGUGGUGUAACUAGGAAAUGUUACGGAAAACAAGAUAAUGCCUGCAUUCACUCACAGUUUCAUUGAUCUAUGGUGGUCUACAGAUUAAAGGGGCUUGACAAUAUGUGACUGGCUCUUGUCUUAUUUUGCAGCAUCACUUUUCUGGAAGGAAUAUUGUAGCUACACUAGUUUUGCAACUUUGUAGCUAAAUUAAGAGUACACAGUUUGAUGGCUACAGAGAAUUAUAUCAACAACUAUAACUGCAGGAAACCAUAUCUUAGCUUCAUAUAAGCUUUCACUGGCUCUCCAGGAUUCCAUGAGUUUAGAAUCAUUGUUUUCAUUGUUCUUUGAAAUUUGUCUUCUAGUCGAGUACCUUGUAUGUAUGUGGGCAUUGUAGGCAAUGUCCAAGAUCUCGUGGCUGGCAGGUCUUCUGUCACAAUACUUUGUAGUCAUUAUUAUUAUUAAUUUUUCUUCUCUUAUUGUUAGUAUUGGUAUGUUAUGAGUUUUGUUAUUUUUUUUUAUUUAUUUAUUUUAUUUUAUUAUUUUUUUUUUUUUUAUGAUGAUGCAGACCUGAGCUCUUGUGAUUAGGAAGCUAAAUACCCUGAGGUCAAGAAUCACCCCAUGACUAUUCUGAGUGGCAGUGACCCUCCCCAACCACAGCAUCUGUGAUCUUUUUGUUUUGUUAGUGAGAUUUUUUUUUACAUGACUCCUCUAAUUAUAUUAAGAAUUGUCAGAGCAGAACAUUAUUUGUACAGGUAUAUAACUAUGGUUAUAAUGCUGCUGAUUUUGUCUUUAGUUUUUCAAUGAACUAGAAACCCUUACCAUCUGAGACAUGGGCCUCAGAAGACAGGCACACUGCAGUAUUAAGGACCUUGUAGUUAGACCGAGUGUAAGAUUUGUUAAGUGUAAACAACUUUAUAAUCUUGGUCAGGAUAAUAAACUGGAUAUUUUUUUCCCUUUUAUUGAAUGGCAUAUGUAGAUAAGUAUGCAUAAUUUAGUAAAAACUUACCUAAAUUUCCUAACAUUUAUAAAAAGAAAAAAAGUGGUAUUGGCAGGGUGAGUGUGGGCGGUGCCUUGAUGUGGCUACUAGUCGUGGCGAGCACUGGCUGGCUCAUGUUAUCUACUCUUGCAACUAGUACAAUGCCCUCCAGGGGCUGUCAUUUUAUAUUCUUACGAUAAACACAAUAGAGAAAAGAAGUCAAAUAAAAUGAAAGCCUAACACUGUCAUUUAGAUUUUUUUCCUCCGUGUGCAUUUCCAAGAAUUUCAAAUGUACAACAGUUCAGACUUGCAUCAGUUUUAGAUUUUGCCGAAUCAAUCUGGAUUGGUUUUGUGAUGAAUACUUUGACAUGAAUAUAUUUAUGUGUGUGUAGAGGAAAUCUCAGUUAUUAAUCUGAUAAUAGUAUUAUUUCCACCCAUUCAUUUGAAAUUUUGUUGCUUUUUCAUUAAUUAGGUCUAGUCAGUAAGUUGAUCUAUUAAUGUCAACAGCUGUGCUUGACUCAAAUAUCCUAUUUAUACUGUCUGCGUAUCACUCAUUUAGAGACACCUUACAGACACUAUGUGCCUGAAGUUGGUUAUUGUUUGUAUUUUUUUGUAUAUUGCAAGAAGUUAUAUGUGAUGGCAUUAUGUCAUGAUAAUUUAGCCAAAAAUAAUGACUUCCUAGUGAUCAGUCAGACAUAUAUCUGUCUGAUUGGAGAACUGGGUAAUAUUUUUUUAAACAUAUAGUCUACAUAUUCAAUAGCUUGAUUUUCAUCCUAACAGCAAUCUGUAGUAGUGAAUAUUUUGCUAGAUAUAUUUAUUGUAGGCUGUAGAGUUACCUGCUUCAAGUGAGGCUUAUUAUUCAUGAGUACCGUGAUACCUGAGAAAAAAUAGACCUAAUGUAAGGAAAAUCAUAACCAUAAGAUAUGCUCAAAACAAACAUGUACAUAGCUGCAUGUAAGAAGAUAGCGCAAUCAUUCCUAGUAAAUAAAUGUGUUUCGUCAAU
This is a messenger RNA of Portunus trituberculatus (swimming crab), 7749 nucleotides long. RefSeq names its product serine/threonine-protein kinase unc-51-like (gene Atg1). Gene Ontology annotation, biological process: autophagosome organization; autophagy; peptidyl-serine phosphorylation. The record is from RefSeq and is a predicted model, not a curated record. Lineage: Eukaryota; Metazoa; Arthropoda; Malacostraca; Decapoda; Portunidae. Gene Ontology annotation, cellular component: cytoplasm; autophagosome. Gene Ontology annotation, molecular function: protein serine/threonine kinase activity; ATP binding. Bases 294 to 3128 code for a protein of 944 amino acids. The transcript is spliced from 19 exons.